Messenger RNA from Helobdella robusta, 781 nucleotides. RefSeq lists its product as hypothetical. The record is from RefSeq and is a predicted model, not a curated record. Bases 149 to 781 code for a protein of 210 amino acids. Gene Ontology annotation, biological process: protein phosphorylation. Gene Ontology annotation, molecular function: ATP binding; protein kinase activity. NCBI's taxonomy places the organism in Eukaryota, Metazoa, Annelida, Clitellata, Rhynchobdellida, Glossiphoniidae. The transcript has 6 exons.
AUGAUUUAAACUUUAAUUUUUAAAAGAGUAACGUAAAAUUCUUAAAUUAUAGAUUAACAACAUUUUACGAUUGACCAAAAUUAAGAAAAAUCAAUUCAUAAAAUAUUCUAUUCAAGAAUUAAAAACCCACUUUUGAGAGGAUUUUAAGAUGGACGUGUUGAAUCGAUUGAAAACAGUCGUCACUAACGUUCUGCCAGUCGGAAAUCCCAUCACGAUUGAGUUAGAGAUUCACGGACACCGAGCUAGUGGGGGUCCAGGGAUGAUGUGGAAGAUUUACGAUGCUGUAUUCAAGUCUUCUAAACAAGAGGCCUCAGUUUUCAUAUUUGAGAAAAAACAACUGGAUAGGUUCUCCAAACGAGAACGAGAUCACUUCAUUGACAUCCUAAAGAGAGGGGUCCAGCAACUCACAAAACUACGACAUCCUAAAAUAUUGUCUAUCGUCCAUCCAUUAGAAGAUUCUAGGGAAAGCCUAGCCUUCGCAACAGAGCCAAUUUUCAGUUCUUUGGCUAACGUCCUUGGUAGCCACGACAACUUACCGAAUCCGCCACCGGCUUAUUUGAAAGAUUUUACAUUAUUCGAUGUUGAGAUCAGAUAUGGGUUGUUGCAGAUUGUUGAGGGUUUAUCAUUUCUGCAUAGUGGAGCCCAUAUAAUUCAUGGAAACUGUUGUCCGGAAUCCGUCUACAUAAACAAAUUAGGCUGCUGGAAGUUAGCCGGAUUUGAACAUGCAAUCCUAAAUGCAAACGCCCAAGGAGAGUUCGACAAAAAUCAAGGAUUAAACUAG